AUGGCUUCCUCGUCGGGACGUGCGGGGCUCAAGUGCCUCCAGUGGCUGUUUAGAGGCAUCCAGUUCGUCUGCUCAGUUGUCGUAUUGGGCAUCUAUUCAUACUACAUCGCCACCAUGGCUAGUCACAAGAUGACCAUUUCGACCAACGUCAAGGCCAUAGAAGGCAUCGCAGCCGUCGGCACGCUAUACACAGCCCUUGGUUUGCUGUUUGUGUGUUGCUGCGCAGGCUUUCCCGUUUCCUCAUUUAUCGCAAUCAUUUUGGACAUCGGGCUCAUCGCCGCCUACAUUUAUGUUGCUGUUGGCAACCGUGACGGGGCAAGCUCGUGCAGCGGCAGCAACGUAAACACCGUCUACGGCUCGGGGGAGGCGAAUGCUUCUCCUAGCACGAGUGGAUCGGGAAACAGCAUAGCCGACAUCCCUGUGAAUGGGCUGCCGACAUUCCAGAUGGCUUGCAGGUUGGAGACAGUCUGCCUCGCCGCUGCUAGUAUUGCCUGCAUCUUUUUCGCACUAUCUAUCUUGCUAGAAAUCAGCCUCAACCGCAACCGCCACCGAGCGUCCCGCCCUAUUCGAGACGCUGAUGGCGAGUACAUCAACAAGUCAGACUAUUAUGGCCAAGGAGCGCCUCCUCAGCGCCACCAGGGCCUCAAACCAUUCCUGGGCGCGCUUCCGUUCCGUCGCCGCGAACCUGUUGACCCAGACGUGUUGCCGAUGCACCAACAACCCGGCCAGAUGCAGACACGGCAGGUUGAGACCUGGGGUGAGGUCGUGUCGCUCCAUGACAGCGACCGGCUUUAUUUCAACGAAGGCGAAGAUCGGGACGAGCACGGUCCGCCUGUGCAAUUCACAUCGACGACGGCGCCGCGGCCGGCCGCGGGUCAAUACAAUGAGGGUGAACUAUCCGAUCGGGAAUACAACCUGUAUCAAGAGGACCCAAAAGGCAAUGAUCAUAGCGAGACUGGGAAACGAACGACACAAAGGGAGAGCAGGGCUGCACGAGCCGAACGGUUUGCGGCGUCUUGA
This is a messenger RNA of Diaporthe citri, 1020 nucleotides long. RefSeq lists its product as uncharacterized. Bases 1 to 1020 code for a protein of 339 amino acids. The transcript has 2 exons. The record is from RefSeq and is a predicted model, not a curated record. NCBI's taxonomy places the organism in Eukaryota, Fungi, Ascomycota, Sordariomycetes, Diaporthales, Diaporthaceae.